Messenger RNA from Eucalyptus grandis, 1434 nucleotides. RefSeq lists its product as uncharacterized. NCBI's taxonomy places the organism in Eukaryota, Viridiplantae, Streptophyta, Magnoliopsida, Myrtales, Myrtaceae. The coding region runs from base 162 to 1073 and encodes 303 amino acids. The record is from RefSeq and is a predicted model, not a curated record. The transcript is spliced from 2 exons.
AUCACCGCACCGCACCGCCAAAAUCCGAAGCGGCAACGCCGGCAUAAGGUGGCCGUCGCCCUCCACGAUUCAACGCGCGACUGAACGAAGAAGAAACGGCAGCGGGAGGAAGAGAAGAACCCGCCAAAGGAGAACCGCUUCUUUGAUCUCCGCGCGCGACGAUGGACUCUCCUCCGAAGGCGAAGAUGCGGCCGAGCCCCGCGGCGAGCCGCAGCAGCAGCCGCAAGUUCUUCCGGUGCUUCAGGCCCGCCGUCCUCGACGAUGACUACAAAGGAGGCAACCACUGGUGCGAGCAGGGUGUGGACGAGACGUUCUUUGCGGUCGUGGCAGCGAAGGAAAACGAGGGUCAUGCUCUGCGUAAGGUUCCGUCGGGGGGUAAAGGAGACGAUGGCUCGGACGACGACGAUCGCGGGAAGAAGAAGAAGAAGAAGGGUUUGAAAUCGUUGGCGCGUGCUUCCAGGGCCGUGUUGUUCGAGACGUCUCUGGCGAAGAAGUUGCGGAAGAAGAAAAGCGCAGAGAAUUCGCUCGAUUCGAUCAGCAAUCUGUCCAUGGAAGCAGAUAGAAUUCUGAAGCUCAUGCAUCAGAAUUCCAGCAGCGGAGUUUCGGACAACGACAAGGCCCCAACGACUGAGUCCGAUGGCUCUAAUUCUUCAGGAGCUGUUUCGCCUUCCCUGAGCUCUUCGCGAUCUUCAAGCAUGAAUUCUUCGAUGAGAGGGAGGAGCCAGUCGUCGACCCGGUCUAGUUCCUUCAACUUGAAGCAGAUUCAAUCGAGCGCCUUAGAGGACGGCAAAGAGCGGCCGUCGCAUUCCGAGAACUUCACUAUCUGCCUGCUUCUGCUGACCCUUCCGGCGCUGAUCCUGUGGGGCAAGGUCUGCGCCAUCGUUUGCACUUCGACCUGGCUGCUCCUCAUGCCGCGGUGGAGCACAAUCAAGUGCGCAAAGUCCCCAUUCGACAUCGCCGACGAAUCGUCAUCGAUCAUGGAUUCCCCGGAGUAUAAGAAGAAGAUCAUCUUGAAAGGUCUGUUGCAGAGGAAACAGUGUUGCGGCGCACAUCUGCGAGUCGCGACGCAUUGAAACAUGUUCGUCGUUGCUGCUCUUUUUGUCAAGCUUCAUGAGAUUUUCUGUUCGAGGUUCGGAAACUAAUGCCUACAGGAAAGGAGAUGUGAUUUUUAUUUUUUUUUCGCCGGCUUCUCAUUUAAUUGUGGAGAAUAUCGGGGAACUUCCAGGUACAGAAGCUUGGAUCGUCGAAACCGGCGAGCUUAAGUUUUACAUUUUCGAUUCAUGUCAAUCGUUUUGGUGUCUGCUUUCAAUCCGGGUCGGCUCAAACCGCACUCGGAAGCCAUUGUUGUGUUCUGAGUAUGUAUACAUUGGAAUUCAUUCAAGUCCUCCGAUACUAGGUGAAUGUAAAUACGAGGACGAAAGGUACUUUUUUUCU